CUCUGCCAGGGGGACACCCAACCAGCAGUGCCUGAUUGCAGGGACGCUGAGACCAUCACAGAUGUGUGCAACAGCACUGACCUGCCUGAGUUUGAAAUCAUCAGUCUGCUGGAGGAGCAGCUCCCUGUCUAUCGUCUCCGGGCUGAUACUGUCUAUGGAUACGACCAUGACGACUGGCUGCACACGCCACUCGUCGCUCCAGAGACCAGUCUGGAACUGACCACAGAGCAGAUCGAAGAAACACUCAAAUACUUCUUGCUAUGUGCAGACAGAGUGGGCCAGAUGACAAAGACUUACAAUGACAUUGAUGCUGUUACUCGACUAUUGGAAGAGAAAGAGAGAGAUUUGGAGCUGGCUGCUAAGAUUGGACAAACACUCCUGAAGAAGAACCGUACUCUGACUGAGCAAAAUGACUAUCUGGAGGAACAAGUGGCACAGAUCACAGAGGAGGUUGCCCAGCUACAUCAUGAACUGAAUCUAAAAGAUGAACUCCUGCAGUUUUACACCAAUGCCGGAGAGGAAAGUGAAGAAGAACCUGGCAGCUCUCCAACGGGUAGGAAAAGUAAGGUAGAGGCAGCAUCUGGCGCCUUUGUGAGCGACACACUCCAGCGAAAACUCAAAGAGCUGGAGGAAGAGAACCUGUCACUGCGCUCAGAGGCUAGCCAUCUGAAGUCAGAGACUGAAACUUAUGAAGAAAAGGAACAACAGCUGGUUAAUGACUGUGUCAAUGAACUCAGAUUGUCCAGUCUCCAGAUCUCUGCCAUUGCUGAAGAAUUGGCACGAAAGACUGAAGAUGCCUCUCGCCAGCAAGAGGAAAUCACACACCUUCUGUCACAGAUUGUUGAUCUGCAGAAGAAGGCCAAAUCCUAUGCUGUGGAGAACGAAGAGCUCUCUCAGCACCUGAUUGCAGCAAAAGAUGCCCAGAGGCAGCUCACAGCAGAGCUACAGGAUCUGGAAGAUAAAUAUUCUGAGUGUAUUGAGAUGCUGCACGAGGCUCAAGAAGAGCUGAAGAACCUCCGCAACAGAAACUAUCCUGCGGGUACUCCCCGCCGUUACCAUCCUCUGGGACUGUACCCCAUGGACUCCCUGGCUGCUGAAAUUGAAGGAACUAUGAGAAAAGAGUUGAGUAUGGAGGACCCAGAGUGUGAGGAAUUGAAGAGUCACCGUAAACGAGUGUUUGAGACUGUGAAGACUGUGAAUCAGACAGUUCGACAGCGGUCACUCACUCCAACCAGCAACAUCCCUGGAUCAAACCAGUCUCUGUCUGCCCGCACAUCCCCCCAGUCCAGUGGGCAUACUACCCCACGCUCCACCAUGUACAGUUCAGACAGCAACAUCAUGGACAACAGGACACAGAGUAUUCUCAUGGAAGUUGCAGAAAACCAGGACAGCAAUGCAGAUCAAGAGAAGAAGGCCAGUGGGGCAGAUGAGCUCCGCUUGGCUCUAAGAAGACUGUCCCUGCGUCGACAGAACAAUCUGAGUGAGAGGCGAUACUUUGAGGACGAGCGAGAACGCCGCAGAGGGGGGAACGGGGGGAUCGGACUGAGCCAUGAGACCCCAGUGACCCCCUCAGACAGCAUCAUGUCCUUGGGGAACCUCCAACUCUGGGCCACUAGGGGGCCCUACCUCCCUGAUAAACUACAGAUUGUGAAACCACUUGAAGGCUCUGCUACCCUGCACCACUGGCAACAGCUGGCACAGCCUCACCUUGGGGUGAUCCUCGAUGCCAGGCCGGGAGUUGUUUCUAAAGGAUACAGGCCAUUGGAACUGGAACUGGAACAGGCAUAUCCGUGGGGCGGCUUUGAAGAGGAUGAGCCUGGGGAGCAGUACUUCCAGAAUCUGCCUACCUCCUCAGCUGCUGCCACCCCUGCUGUCCCCACUACCUCCGCCCCCUCUAGCAGCAGUGAGACUCCUCAGUCUGCCUCCAGCCUGGCUCCUCCCACACCACCAUCUCCAUCACCAUCGCCACAUCUCAGCAACACUGAUGGCCUGGCUGCAUACUAUCCAGGUAAAUGCAUGGCCCACACCAGUUCUACGUACACUUUCACAACUUGUCGGAUUCUUCACCCAACUGAUGAGCAAACCCGGGUCACACCAAGUCUUAAUGCAGUCCCAGCAUCAUCUUCAUGUGUAAUGACUAGUUCUUUGUUGGGUACUCCUGCUGUUACGCCUUGCACCCCACGCAGACUCAGUCUCAGGCCAUCUGAAUCGUCAACUAACCUCAGAGAUGCCACUCGCACCACCAGCAUGUCCUUGGGGUUGGUGCGUUUACUCCAGGAGCGGGGGAUCUCAGCAGCCAUGUAUCACCAUAACCAGAGUCUGGAGUAUGGCCAAGGCAGUGGUGGGGUCUUAUUUAGUACUUCUGUUGCUCCUAACAGAAUGACCAUGCCUAACACUCUGCGGCCUUCUACUCCUCCUAACUCCCCCACGUCACAGGCAGCUUUAACCACCUCCACAUCAGCAGGAUUUGACUUUAAGAGCCCAUCGUAUGACAACUUCCUGGCAUCCAAACCAGCACGAUCCAUUCUGAAGGAGGUGACUGGUGGAUUGAGAGGGCGGCAGAGAGGCAGAGACUGUGAAAGCCAGACUGAUGUCAGUGUAAGCAUUCACAAUCUAAACCUACUGGACAAAGUUAAGCGGCUUGGUGUGUCUGGUGCUCCAGGAGGCAGAGCCAUUAGUCCUGGCCCUAUCCUGGGACCUCUGGGUGGGCUGCGCAGAUCCGGCUCUCCUUUUGGGCCUGAUGGGAUAAGGAGGAACCGGAGUUAUCCAGCAAUGGUUGGAGCCAGCAUGGCCAUGAAGGCCCCAGGGCCCCAGGAGUAGUCAUGAGUUUUGGCUGUUCAAGUCGUCUGGAGCCCAGGCACAAAGCCACCACUCUUUAUAAUGUUUGCCAGAAACAUGGUACUAUCGGAUAACUUCCUCUGCUCAAUUAUGUUGACUACUACUUGAUAAGAAUCUGCUUUUAAAACCUCAUAUGUAUGCAAAUCAAUCCAUGCAGACCAUUGCACUAUUAUUUGCAUUAAAACCCUUGAUUAUUAACACUCAAGUUAACACACAAAAGUAGGUUAGUAAAAGAUGCUUUGAAUAUGAGCAUUCCUGCAUGGUACAAUAGUAGCCUCACCUGUCAGGCUAGAAUAGACAGGAUAAAAGUGAUAACAUUGACAACCUAAAGUCAUUAUGUUUCAAGCAAUGCAUUAUCCCUGAGAUGCACAGAUUUCACAGAAUUCUCUAUUCAAGCAAGUUCCUUCCAAGUAGACAUAAACUAUAUAUAAUUUCACUUUAUAUCCCUUAAGUCAAGCAUGUGAUGUCUUUUGGAGUCUGACUCUGCUGGUUAGAUGUAGUACUCCCACCACCCUUUUUCACAAAUAAAAAAAUACUCUUUCAUACAGGCACAACAUCUGUCCCCUUUAUCAAAAGGAUGUAGCACCUAUUUAAUUUUGUAUAUGGUGGAAUAUUAUGAAAUGUGAUCAAAUACAUGAAUAAUAUGUCCUCUAUAUUGUUGUUUUGUUUACACCUUUAGUCUUUAGUAUUUGGUGGUGGUUUUCUAAGUGGAAGUCAAAAAGUGGGUGGAAGAGGAUGAAGAUGGCUAUUGUGAAAAUGGAAUACUGUAUGAAUAUAUUAGUGCCUCAACCUUUGUCUUUGUUUAGUGUUGGGUAUGUGCAGGUAAAAGGACUGCAUACAUGUUGCACUUUUCUCUUUAAUUUAUUUUAAGUAUUAUUUAUGUUAAGUUUUCAGUUGUUUCACACAUUGUAUAUUUGUAUAUACCUGAAUACU
Messenger RNA from Boleophthalmus pectinirostris (great blue-spotted mudskipper), 3771 nucleotides. Its product is annotated as trafficking kinesin-binding protein 1-like. Gene Ontology annotation, molecular function: GABA receptor binding. Gene Ontology annotation, cellular component: dendrite. The record is from RefSeq and is a predicted model, not a curated record. NCBI's taxonomy places the organism in Eukaryota, Metazoa, Chordata, Actinopteri, Gobiiformes, Gobiidae. Gene Ontology annotation, biological process: neurogenesis; endosome to lysosome transport; anterograde axonal transport of mitochondrion. The transcript has 18 exons. The coding region runs from base 283 to 2820 and encodes 845 amino acids.